GUGUUUCGGUAGUGAAGAUGAUCAUAAGUGUAUUUUGUGAAACGGUCAAGUGCAUCAUUUACAAAUCAUAUUUCUGUUAUACCACCAGAUACCUGUCUUCAUCGUCGCGGCGAUAACGGUGUCCGCACGUAGUGGAAUUUCCCCCCAGUAUAGAAUCCCAAUUCAAACCCACAGUCACUCUCAGUCUGUUCCACAUGUACCUAUGCAAUAUCGCUACAACUAUGCAGUCCCGGUGAAUUACGACUUCAAUUAUGUCAUAAGAGAUGACUUUGCUGGCAGCAACUUCGGUCACAAGGAAAGCAGGGAUGAACACACAACCCUUGGUUCUUACCAUGUUAAUCUCCCUGACGGUCGAGUACAAACUGUCACCUAUUACGUCAUUGGGGACUCUGGAUUCCAGGCUGAGGUCAGCUAUAAGGGGAAGGCUAUUCAUCCAUCUCAGCACCCCACCUCUUUCUUCCGGCAGGACACUUUUAGGAAUCAUCAGUUCUUUGCCCAACCACGCUAUGCCGCCCACUCUGGACAUACAGUUUCUUCUGCUCAUAGAACUAAAUCAAGCCAAGUAAAUCAAUCAGGCAGUCAGUAUGACGGCAAUACCAAAUUUCGACCCAUCUCCAUACCUGGACAAAACAAUCAGUCUGGUCUAAACACGAAGCCUAGACCUGUUCCUAUUCCAGGAUUAAGCAGGCAAUCCACACAUGGCACAAACUCUGGAUUCUCUCCCACAUCUGGGUUAGGGAGUCAGUCUGGCCAUAGCACUAAACCCGCACACACAACCAUUUCUCGACAAGGUAGCAAGUCUAGUCACAGUGCCAAGUCUGAUUUUACUUCUGGCUUUGUCUCUCUUUCUAAACAAGACGGUAAUCUAAGUCACACCACAAAGUCUGGACUAAGCAGCCAUACAGGCCUAACUUCCAUCGUUGGAAGCCAAUCUGCUCAGGAAAAUAAUUUUGGAAUCAUUUCCACUUCUGAACAAGCUAUCCUGUCUGGUAGCCAAUCCAAACAUAAUGCUACUCCAAGACCUAUCUCCAUUUCUGGACUAGGUAGCCACCAAAGCACUAAGUCAGAACUUGCAUUAAUUUCUGAACAAGGCAGCCAAUCUGGUCACGAGACCAAGUCUGGACUUACCUCUAUUGCAGGACUUGGAACUACAUCUGGAGUCUCCAUUCCUGGAUUAGGCACCCAGCUGGGCCUUACUAGAACAUCUGGAUUCACUUCAACUUCUAGACAAGGCAGCCAGUCUGGCCAUAGCACCAAAUCUGGACACAUCUCUGUUUCUGGACAAGGAAACCGGCCUGGCCAUAACACCAACUCUGGACAUAUCUCAAUCAUUGGACAAGGCAGCCAAUCUGGCCAUAACACCAAAUCUGGACUCAUCUCCAUUUCUGGACAAGGCAACCAGUCUGGCCUUAGCACCAAAUCUGGACACAUUUCCAUUUCUGGACAAGGCAGUCAGUCUGGCCAUGGCACCAAGACUGGACUCACCUCUAUUUCAGGACUAGGAGCUACGUCUGGAAUCUUCAUUCCUGGAUUAGGCACCCAACCUGGCCUUACUACCACAUCUAGAUUCGCCUCAACAUCUAGACAAAGCAGCCAGUCUGGCCAUGGCACCAAAUCUGGACUCACCUCCAUUUCAGGACUUGGAACUACAUCUGGAACCUCCAUUCCUGGAUUUGGCACCCAGCCUGGCCUUACUACCACAUCUGGAUUCGCUUCAACAUCUAAACAAGGAAGCCAGUCUGUCCAUGGCACUGCAUCUAGACGCACUUCCAUAUCUGGACAAAACACCAGAUCUGGGCUAGGCACUACCACGAUUGGAGUCUCCGCACAUGAAUUAGGCAGCCAUGGCACCAUAUCUGGACUCACCUCCCUUACAGGACUAGGAUCUACAUCUGGAGUUUCCAUUCCUGGAUUAGGCACCCAGCAUGGAUUCGCCUCAACAUCUAAACAAGCAAGCCAGUCUGUCCAUGGCACUACAUCUAGACACACUUCCAUAUCUGGACAAAGCACCAGAUCUGGACACAUUUCCAUUUCUGGACAAGGCAGUCAGUCUGGCCAGGGCACCAUAUCUGGGCUCACCUCCCUUCCAGGACCAGGAACUAAAUCUGAAGUCGCCAUUCCUGGAUUAGGCACCCAGCGUGGCCUUACUACAACAUCAGGAUUCACCUCAACAUCUAGACAAGGCAGCCCAUCUGGCCAUGCCACCAAAUCUGGACUCACCUCCAUUUCAGGACUUGGAACUACAUCUGGAAUAUCCAUUCCUGGAUUAGGCACCCAGCCUGGCCUUACUACCACACCUGGAUUCGCCUCAACAUCUAAACAAGGCAGCCAGUCUGUCCAUGGCACUACAUCUAGACACACUUCCAUAUCUGGACAAAGCACCAGAUCUGAACUAGGCACUACCCCGACUGGAGUCUUCACACCUGACUUAGGCAGCCAGUCUGGCCAUAGCACCAAAUCUGGACACAUCUCCAUUUCAGAACAAGGUAGCCAGUCUGGCCAUAGCACCAAAUCUGGACACAUCUCAAUUUCUGGACAAGGCAGUCAGUCUGGCCAUAGCAUCAAAUCUGGACAUGUUUCCAUUUCUGGACAAGGCAGUCAUUCUGGCCAUAGCACCAAAUCUGGACAUGUUUCCAUUUCUGGACAAGGCAGUCAGUCUGGCCAUAGCACCAAAUCUGAACACAUUUCUGAGGCAGGUAACCAGUCUGGCCAUCACAUUAAUUCUGGAGUCGCCUCCAAUUCAGAACAAGGCACUACCACAUCUGGAGUCUCCAUUCCUGGAUUAGGCACCCAGUCUGGCCUAACUACCACAUCUAGACUAACCUCAACCUCUAGACAAGGCAGUCAGUCUGGCCAUAGCACCAAAUCUGAACACAUUUCUGAGGCAGGUAACCAGUCUGGCCAUCACAUUAAUUCUGGAGUCGCCUCCAAUUCAGAACAAGGCACUACCACAUCUGGAGUCUCCAUUCCUGGAUUAGGCACCCAGUCUGGCCUAACUACCACAUCUAGACUAACCUCAACCUCUAGACAAGGCAGCCAGUCUGGUCAUAGCAGCAAAUCUAGCCAUAUCUCCAUUUCUGGACAAGGAAGCCAGUCUGGCCAUAGCACCAGUUCUAGACUUACCACCAUUUCUGAACAAGGCAGUAAUGCUGGCCAUAACAUCAAACCUGUAUUUAUUUCCAUUUCAGGACAAGGCAGCCAGUCUGGCCAUAGCACUAAAUCUGGACACAUUUCCAUUUCUGGACAAGGCAGCCAGUCUGGCCAUAGCACCAAAUCUGGACACACCUCCAUUUCAGGACUAGAAACUACGUCUGGAGUCGCCAUUCCUGGCAUCACUACCACAUCUGGAUUCGCCUCAACAUCUAGACAAGGCAGCCAAUCUCGACACACCACAUCUGGACAAGGCAGCAGAUCUGGACUAGGCACUACUACAGGAGUCUCCAGACCUGAAUUAGGCAGCCAGUCUGGCCAUAGCACCAAAUCUGGACACAUCUUAAUUUCUGGACAAGGCAGUGGGUCUGGCCAUAACACCAAAUCAGGACACAUCAUUUCUGGACCAGGCAGAGAGUCUGGCAUUAAGUCUGGACACAUCUCCAUUUCUGGACAAGGCAGUCAGUCUGCCUAUGGCACCAAAUCUAGACACAUCAUUUCUGGAGUAGGCAGCCAAUCUGGCCAUAGCAUUACGUCUGGACUCCUCUCCAAUUCAGGACAAGGCACUGCCACAUCUGGAGUCUCUAUUCCUGUAUUAGGUAACCAACCUGGCCUUACUACCACAUCUGCACUCACUUCAACGACUAGAAAAGCCAGCCAGUCUGGCCUUAGCACCAAUUCUAGGCUUACCACCAUUUCUGAACAAGACAGUAAUGCUGGCCAUAACAUCAAACCUAAAUUUGUCUCCAUUUCUGGACAAGACAGCCAGUCUAGCCAUAGCAUCAAAUCUGGACACAUCCCAAUUUCUGGACAAGGCAGCCAGUCUGGUCAUAGCACGAAAUCUGGCCACAUCUCCAUUUCUGGACAAGGCAGCCAGUCUGGUCAUAGCACGAAAUCUGGCCACAUCUCCAUUUCUGGACAAGGCAGCCAGUCUGGUCAUAGCACCAAAUCUGGACACAUCUCUAUUUCUGGACAAGGCAGCCAGUCUGGCUCAAACAAGUCUGGACUUACCUCCACUUUAGAAGAAGGCAGUAAUGCUGGUCAUAACAUCAAGCCAGUAUUCUUCUCCAUUUCUGGACAAGGCAGCCAUAGCCAUAGCACCAAGUCUGGACACAUCUCCAUUUCUGGACAAGGUAGCCAUUCUGACCAUAACAUUAAGUCUGGACUUACCUCCAUUUUAGAUCAAGGCAGUACUGGGGAUCGUAACACCAAGCCUGUGUUUAUCUCCAUUUCAGGACAAGGCAGCCAGUCUGGCCCUAACACCAAGUCUGGACUCACCUCCAUUUCAGGACAAGGCAGCCAAUCAGGCCAGAGCAUCAAGUCUGGACUUGCCUCCAUUUCAGGACAAGGUAGUAAUGCUGGCCAUAACACCAAGCCAAUAUUCAUUUCCAUUUCUGGACAAGGCAGCCAAUCAGGCCAGAGCAUCAAGUCUGGACUCGCCUCCAUUUCAGGACAAGGUAGUAAUGCUGGCCAUAACACCAAGCCAAUAUUCAUUUCCAUUUCUGGACAAGGCAGCCAAUCAGGCCAGAGCAUCAAGUCUGGACUCGCCUCCAUUUCAGGACAAGGCCGUAAUUCUGGUCAUAACACCAAGCCUGUAUUUAUCUCCAUUUCUGGACAAGGAAGCCAAUCUGACCAUAGCAUCAAGUCUGGACUCACUUCAAUUUCUGGACAAGGCAGUAAGUCUGGCCAAAGCAUUAAGUCAGAACUUAUCUCCAUUUUAGGACAUGGCAGCCAGUCUGGCCAUAACACCAAGCCUGUAUUAUUAUCCAUUUCUGGACAAGGCAGCCAAUCUGACCAUAGCACUAAGUCUGGACUCACCUCAAUUUCUGGGCAAACCAAACUUGGGAACACUAACUCUGUUGCCUUUUCCGGAUUAGGCAGUCAAUCUUUUUCUGAACAAGGCAGCCGUUCUGGCCAAAGCAGCAAGUCUAAGCUAAUCUCCAUUUCUGGACAAGGCAGCCAGUCUGGUCAGGGAACAAAGGUUGGAUUUAUCUCCACUUCAGGAGUUGGUAACACCAAGUCUGGAGUUUCUAUUCCUGGAUUAGGCAGCCAGUCUGACCACAGUAGUAAGCCAGGUUCCAUAUCCAUUUCUGGACCAGACAGCCUUUUCACAAAGUCUGGACUCGACAGGCAGCCUAGUCAUGGUUCCAAAAUCAGAUUUAUUUCCAUUCCUGAAUUAGGCAGCCAGUCUAAACUCACCAGUGAGUCUGACCAAGCUGAUGAGUCCAGUCCUAUCACAAAAUCUGGUAUCUUUGCCAUCUCUGGUCUCAAUAGUAAGCUUGGAUCAAAGUCCAAGACUGUGUCCAUUUCUGAUCUUCUUAGUCAAUCUGGCCUUACAACCAAGCCUAAAUUCAUUUCUCUCACUGACCUUCUUAGCCAGGCUGGCCGUAAUUCCAAAUCUGGCCAUCUUUCUGGUCUUGUCACCCAAUCCAGUAGUGAUACCAAACCCGGACAUAGCACACAAUCCAACUCUGCUAAACAGUCCUCACAGACAGAGUCUAGCCAUGUUAACCAGCCUGUUCAUUCUACAACACUUUCUAAUUUCCAGAGUAGCCAGAAGACAAAUUCUAAGCAGAAUGUUCAUGGCAUUGUCAUCAAACCAGGUAGUUUCACUCAGAAGAACUCCGAACCAACUGAUGUGAAGCAAGUUAUAUCCUCAGAUUCGGACAACCCUCCCCUACUUAUUAUCCAACCUGCUAGAAGUCAAACCCGUGGCCAAACCAUACAGACUAUAUCAGCCUCUCAUGUCACAGUCCAAAGUGAUGACCCUUCAUACAAUGUAAAGCCAAUCAUUCACACCAUUCCACGCCGCACCCCAUCCUCCAUUAUAAAACUCACGCCAAAAAUUGUUAGUGACUCCUCCUCCUCCUCCUUCUAG
Messenger RNA from Penaeus chinensis, 6028 nucleotides. RefSeq names its product hornerin-like. The record is from RefSeq and is a predicted model, not a curated record. The transcript has 3 exons. NCBI's taxonomy places the organism in Eukaryota, Metazoa, Arthropoda, Malacostraca, Decapoda, Penaeidae. The coding region runs from base 203 to 6028 and encodes 1941 amino acids.